Molecule: messenger RNA, 861 nt
Organism: Botrytis fragariae
Lineage: Eukaryota; Fungi; Ascomycota; Leotiomycetes; Helotiales; Sclerotiniaceae
Exons: 3
Coding region: 1-861 (286 amino acids)
Source: RefSeq, a predicted model, not a curated record
AUGUCUUGUCAAGCUUGUCCAUCUUGGUACCAUGCACAAUGUAACGAUGUUUCUCAUCAAGUUGUCUUGUCGUUCGUUGUCUCUGAUACAAGAGAAAAUAGAACAAGCGGUUCAAUUCACCUCAAUAAACCAAUAACCUUGAUCAAUUCAAUCACGAUGGCAUUAGUCAAGACUUUCUUCUUCCAGCUUUCCCAGCCACUUGAUCCGAGUCUGAUUUUGAUAUCUCAUACGGAACACUCAUUAAGCGCUUCCAUCAAGGCGUCCGACGCAACUACGAAACAUCCUCACCAAUUUAGCCAAGUCUCCAGAAUUUCAUCCGUGUUUCUUCCUUCGUUUUCAAUGGGAGAAGGAGGUGAAGAAAAGACCCUUGAGAAAGCGGAAUGUACGGCAGAGAGAUUGUCAAAUAAUCCCAAGACUUAUUACGAUGUGUUAUAUUUGUGGUUGUGUUAUGAAAUUUCUAGUUCGCUUGGAUGUCACGGCUAUGUAAUGCUACAGCAACCUACAGUACCAGAUAUCUAUCAUCCUCUACAAUUAUCUGCUGCAUGGCGGAUGAUCGACCAUGGAUCAAUACUCAAAUGCUCGAAUGCUGAGCCUCAACAUUGCGCAAAUGGAAGAAUGGGAAUUGGGAAUGAUUUACCAAAAGAAGUAACCCUUCCAUACCGAUCCAUGCCAUCAAUGCUGGGAGAUACCAAACCCACUGAAAACACCAAACAAGUUACAACUUACAGCCCUCGUGGAAAGCUUAGAUCUACUUGUUGUCCAUGUCUUAAGAUUGUUUUGAUUUUUGUAUUGUGGGGUCUUAGUCGUGUCCUUCUUGGGAUCUUCGAGUGCGAAGGACUUCAUACCAUGGCGACCUGUUAA